UGGACCUGGAGGGGAGCUGACAGAGACCCGUGCCCAGCUCACGGAGUGCCAGGACAGGCUACAGGAAGCCAGGAGGAGGGCUGAGGAGCAGACCCAGAAGUGUCAGGCCAAGGUGUCCAGUCUGAAGAGCCAGCAUGGCUGUGUUAGUCAGCAGCUGCAGGACAGGAGUGCUGAGGUGCAGAGGCUCCAGAGGUCAUUGGCUGAGCUACAUGGGACGAGAGAUGGAGUGGGAGAGAGAGACAUCCGCCCUGCAGGGCCAGCUGGGCCUUGCCAGAGAGGAGCUCCACAGCGCCAUCCUCAGGCUUUGUGGUAGAGAAGAGGAGCUGAAGAGGCUGAGAGACGAGCAGCAUCAGCUCAAGGACAAGGUGAGGGAGAGCGAUGUGCAGGCUGUGUGGCUGCAGAGCCAGGCCGACGUGGUGGGUCGGGAGCUGUGGGUGUGGAGGGACCGCUACCAUGCUGCCUCAGAGGGACUGAGGCUGAGGGGGGCUGGGCUUGAGGAGGUGCAGAGGGCCAGGGACACGGCCCUCAGAAGCCUGAGACUACAGGAGGCGAAGACCCACAGUCUGGGGGCCGAGAGGCAGGAGCUGCAGCACAGCCUGGACGGCCUACAGGACAGGCUUGCCCAGAAGGAGGAGAUGGUCAUGGCUCUCAGAGUGAAGCUGCAGGACCAUGAAGAAGACGCCCGUGUUCUCCGCCAACAGCUGCUCUCCUCCCAAGAUGCACUGCAGCAAGUUACUGUAGAGCUGAGGUCAUGUAAAAGAGAGAGGGAGAAGCAGGAUAGCCAGUGUGUGGAGACAAGAGGAGAGACUGCCGGAGAUGCCUGCAAUGCCCAGCUGGUCCAGGAGGAGGCUGGGGUGAGCAGGCUGAGGGGGAGCUGCGUGAGGUGGGGGGAACAGAGGGACAGACUGGCCUCUCAGGUGACAGAGAACCAGGACUUGAGCCAUGCCUGGACCUGAGCCUGGAUCUGGACCUGCUCACUGAGAAACACAAGGCUGCACAGC
Salvelinus sp. IW2-2015 is the source of this 1001-nucleotide messenger RNA. Its product is annotated as coiled-coil alpha-helical rod protein 1-like. NCBI's taxonomy places the organism in Eukaryota, Metazoa, Chordata, Actinopteri, Salmoniformes, Salmonidae. The record is from RefSeq and is a predicted model, not a curated record.